AUGUUCAUUCCGUACCAAACCUGGUCCAGACCAGGUGAGAUCCAGUGUUUCUUAGACAUCAUACCCCUCGAGCCUUUAGGUGAUUUGAAAGGAUGUAGGGAUAAUAUGGUUGAUGUAAUACAUCCAGAAGGAGUAUUAGGUCUGAUGAUGGAUAAGAUCGAAGGUGUAAAGGAAGGAUUAGAAGAGGAAAUACCUUCUUUGAUAGACCAAGAUCGAAUGUACUCGUAUAUUGGUCAGAAGAAAGCAGAAAUAUUUGAUGUACAUCAAUACGAAUGGACGAGAUAUACGUCUGCAUCGGAUCGUCUUAUUCCUGGCGCUGGUUUGUACAGAUUCCCUCAGUUUGCACCCAAGUAA
This is a messenger RNA of Kwoniella botswanensis, 354 nucleotides long. RefSeq lists its product as uncharacterized. The record is from RefSeq and is a predicted model, not a curated record. The coding region runs from base 1 to 354 and encodes 117 amino acids. The transcript has 3 exons. Lineage: Eukaryota; Fungi; Basidiomycota; Tremellomycetes; Tremellales; Cryptococcaceae.